Messenger RNA from Schistocerca americana (American grasshopper), 1881 nucleotides. RefSeq names its product cortactin-binding protein 2-like. The transcript has 9 exons. Lineage: Eukaryota; Metazoa; Arthropoda; Insecta; Orthoptera; Acrididae. The record is from RefSeq and is a predicted model, not a curated record. The coding region runs from base 1 to 1881 and encodes 626 amino acids. Gene Ontology annotation, molecular function: protein binding.
AUGUGGGAGGACUCGGGGUUUCACGUUCCCAGCUGCCCUGCCAGCGGGCGCGUCGCGGUGAGCUGCCCACCCACCGAGGAGGGCUGCGAAGGGCUGCCAAGUCUCACCCGACGACGCAACUCUCAUCCAGCCUGCUCGCAGCGCGGCAGCGGGCCGCCGCUCCAGACAGCCUGCUGGAGCCGGCCUCCGCCACCCCCACCCCCACCCACGCCGGCCACCCACUCCCUCUCGGCAGGCACGCACACCCCUUGCUGCCGCACAGAGAGCGCAGCAGUCCGGGCAGCUGCCUCACGCCGCCUCCACCCAGGCCGGCCAGGGGCUCUGCCUGCUCCAGGCACCGUCGCUCAGCGGACCCACCCUUCGCUGUGGGACCUCACGUUCUGCACGCCUGGCGACUCUAUUCAGCUGGUGGCGGAGGAGGAGGCCGACCAGCCCCCGCCCCCGCUCCCCACCCCCGCCUCUGCCGCCGGCUCAGCGUCCGGAAGCGCCGACAAAAGCGACACUAGCGACGGCAGAUCGCACGGGAGGGAACGGCAACCGCAGCCCGAACCUGCGCGUACGAGGAACACGGAAGCGGAAAAGGAAGGGGAACCAGACGAGCAGGAGGGGGAAAUGAUGGGAAUUGCAAAGUCAGAAACUGAAACUGGUCGUCCAGCCACAGACUCACAGGCCCGCGAGCGGAAACUCAAAGAAAAUCUCAACACGGUGUCAACGCAGGCAGACAGAGCAAAACUGACGGAGACCGUCGACGGAGAUGACGUCAGAGGAGUGCUGAAGAGCAGCGCCGACGGCAUCCCGACGGAGUUCCCCGGUGGGAGCGCCGGUCCCGGCAGCAGAGGCCGCCAGCUGCCGCCGCAGUGCCGCUCGUUCUGGCCAGCGAGGCUGGGCAGCCAGGGCGCCGUCUCCAGAGCGAGGCGAGCCGGCUCUCUGGGCUGGCCGUACUGCGUGCGGCUGUCCGAGUUACGAGCGUGCGGCAGGCCGCAGUCGUGCCGCUGGAGAACCCGAGUGUAUUAUCGUGCAGGAAUAAGAUCUGUCACGACGCCUUGCAAACUGGAGCACUACGACCCAGACAGUCGUGCUGUCAGUGCAGCACAGUCGCUGUCCCCUACGUUCGGGCUGUGGUUUGCGCCCCACUCUGAACAGCCGCCCCCUGUUUGCAGCGCGGGCUGUGGCUCCAGCAGUCCCAGCACCGCCACUCGGCCACUCGGCGACCCCGGACGCUCUCCUGCCGCGGCUGCCGGCCACACUCCGCCGCCUCCAGACGACGCGGCCGUCUCUCGCCUGCGAAGUGUGGCUGGGAGCCGCCAUCUGACGUCGCCGCCCUUGGGAAAUGUGGUGGAUCCGGGGCUGGUGCAGAGAGCAGCCCGAGCUGUGGUGGGCAGGAGCCUCUCUCAACAGGAGCGAGGGAGGAGGCUGAUAGAGGCGGCCGUGCAGGGCGCGGCGGAGCAGCUGCGCGAGUUGCUGGCGGCGGGGGCGGACGUGGGGUCGAGGGGGGAGGGGUUGGGGAGCAGCUGGACCGCCCUGCACUGGGCAGCACGCGGGGGUCACGUGGCGGCGGCCAGCUGCCUCGUCGGCGCCGGCGCGGAGGUCGACGCCAGGGAGAGCUGGGGGCAGUGGACGCCCCUGCACUUGGCUGCAGAGUACGGCCACGCUGGUGUGGUGCGGCUGCUGGUCGGCGCCUCUGCCGACCUCAACGCCAGGGAUGUGUGCGGGCAGACGCCGCUGCACUGCGCGGCAGUGGUGGGCCACGCAGAGGCGGCGGCUGAGCUCCUCCUGGCGGGGGCGGACAGGGGGGCCCGGGAUGUGUUUGGCUGGACCCCCCUGGACAUCGCCAGGCUGAAUGGAAACCAGGAGCUGGUGGAUAAGCUGAGACAACGCUGA